Molecule: messenger RNA, 3225 nt
Organism: Acanthamoeba castellanii str. Neff
Lineage: Eukaryota; Discosea; Longamoebia; Acanthamoebidae
Product: HEAT repeat domain containing protein
Exons: 15
Coding region: 1-3225 (1074 amino acids)
Biological process (GO): protein import into nucleus
Cellular component (GO): nucleus; cytoplasm
Molecular function (GO): nuclear import signal receptor activity
Source: RefSeq, a predicted model, not a curated record
AUGGACCACGCGCUGGCGCCAGCGCGGCAGGAGCACGUCAAGCGGCUGGUGGUGCAAGCCUGCUGUGAGGGCGGAAGGGAGCCGGCAACAUUGCGUGAGAUCCGCGAACGAUACUGGCAGCGAGUAAAGAAGAAGAAAUCGAAAAUCAACAAAUCUGCAGCUGCUGCGGUUGAAGAAGAGGCAUCUGUGGAGCUGGAGGAGCUGUUCCGGUGGACCUUCAUUGAAGAUGGUCCGCACGCUGGCCUCGCCUUCCUGGACCGCCACCCAAGUUACACCACAAACGAUCGUGCCAAGGAAGAUGCAGAGGCGGAAAGGGCUUUCGUCAAGGCUGCCGAGGUGCUGGUCGUGGUGUGGCGUCAUCACCUCCUCGAUCGAGCUUUGCUGAGCUCCACGGCGAAGGAGACGCUACUCGCCUUUUUCCAGCGCGUGUGGCCCAGGGCUCUUGCCGCGUGUCGCCGCCUCAACAACGCCGCCGCCACUGCCUCGCCCGCGAGGAGGCGCACGAGCGUACGGGUGGCAGUGCUGCUGCUGACCGCCAGUGCUGUGCUCAUCUCCCAUUUGGCACGCGACGACUUUGUGGGCCUGGACAACUCCUCCACCUUCUGGGAGGAAUUGGAGCACCGAGUGCUUGACCACCACGACCAGGAUGUAGUGUCAGCUGGGUUUCAGGUGCUGAUGCGGGCUCAGGAUCUGGCGCGUGGCUUGGGGCUGGAGCUCUCGGCAACACGCCUGAAGCUGCUUCUUUCGCUGCUCCGCCACGGGGACGAAGGAAUGCGGAGCCGGGCGAUCGUCAGGUGCUAUAGUGAGGGCUGCUAUGACCGGGCCAUGCAGGGACCCAUCAACGAGGAGUUGGACUUCAUUUUGAGUGGCCACGAACUGGACAAUGGCCAUUUUGACAUGUGGGUGGCUCUGAUGGCACGAUUCGAGCACGAGGCGUCGCCCAAGCUGCGCCACCAGAUCUACCGCACCCUGGUCGAUUUGACCGAGGCUUUCAACCUGGGCGAAGGCGCCGACACGGCGGCCAUGAACUUGAUCCUGAUGGGACUCCAGGAUGAGGACUCGGAUGUGGCGACCAUGGCGAGGGAACUCUUGACCGAGGCGAGCGAGACCGCCCAGCUGGACUCGCUCAUCUCUGCAAACCUCCCACGGCUGGUGGAGCUGCUGGUGAACCAGCUCACCAUGAGGAGAGCCGAAGUCAAGAGCCUUCUGGGCCUCGCGGUCGAUCACAUCGCGACCAGCAUCCACCACUCCUCCGUUCCCUCGCCAACAAUGUUGGCUCUGCUGCCACAGGAGCUGCAGGAACGCAUCGCGCUCGCGCUCGCCCGCUACAGUAAGACCGUAGGGCAGAAGCCUCUAAAAAGCGCGAGCCAACACGAGGACCAAGACCUCCAGGACGCGCGGGACGCAUCUGCGACGUGCAUUGAGCGUCUUGCCGAAAAUCGUGGCGGGGUGAUCGGCCAAGUGAAGCAAAUAGUGACACAACGGUGGCAGCCACACAACACGUGGCAACUGCGUGAGAGCGCCAUCUACCUGCUGGGCUUCCUCUUCCCCCUCGCCGCUCAACUGAAUGUAUGCCUCGGCGACGACGUGCAGCAGCUCCUGCCCGCUGCCCUGCGCGACCCUCAUGCGAGGAUACGCGAGACCGGCUGCUGGGCUGCUCAGCGCCUCGCCGAGGCCCAUGAAGGGUCCGGUGAGCCGGAUGGCAUUGACGCCCAAUCGGUUCUGGAGCCGCUCAUGGCGCUGAUGCUGGACGACGACGCUGGUGUGUGCAAGGCCGCGCUGCGCGCGCUUCAUGCGCUUGUGGAGGAGUGGGUCGGGCCGGAGCGGCCGGACGUGCUGCCUCAGUUGAUGAAACGAUGCGUGGAGGUCUGGGACAAGCUACCAGCCUUGCGAGACACUGUGGGUCUGGAUCUUGUGUCCGCGUGCAUGUGCUUCUCGCCGGGCAACAUAGAGGAGGAACGUCGGCUGGCGUUGCUGGUCGUCGCCGCCCUGGACCGCUGGGACCUGGACGACCUGCGUCGUGUCGCCGCGCUGCUGUCCCACGUCCGGACCUGCCUUGACACACUCGGGCGCGAAUUCGAACCGUUGGUGGAGCGGGUGGCCGGGCGGCUUCGGCAGCUCAUCGACCACGCACUCGCUGCGCUUUCCCCACACCAGCAGCAGCAACGCACAACUGAUGGGUUGGACAUCGGCGAGAUGCAAAGCCGCAGGGAGGGUCCGGCCCUCAACGAGGGCCUGUUCCUGUGCGCCGAGCUGUUCGUCCGGGGGCUGGACCCCUCGCGCUACAUCCCCGAGUCGCUCCUCGUCUCCUUCGCGCUCGCCACCAUCAACGGCGGGUGCGGUGCAUUGCUGGGCAGCGUGGCCGCGCACAAGCCGCACCUGCCGGCUGUCGAGGAGGCCCUCCGCCAAGCCACGGCAGCCACGCCCGUUUGCCAGUGGAAGUCCGCAGGGCUCCUCGCCGCCAUUGGUCGGUUGGCCGGGAACGUGCGUGGCCUGGAGCUGCAAUGGGUCGCCCCGUUCUGGCACGAGUCGGCGUUGUGGACCCGGCGCCAGCGGCACGACGCGGCGAUCAUGGCGUUCCAGUUCGGUCGGCACUACGCCCAUGUCGUGCCGGACGUGGUCCUGGCCAAGCUCGUCGCCCUGCCACCUGGACUCCUCGACCGAGGCAACAACGAAAACGAAAGCGACAGCGAAAGCGAAGACGAAGACGAAGACAUGGACGAGGGCGAUGAAGUGCUGUUUUACGACGACGCGCGCAGCGAGAGCCUGGAGGAGCGCAAGGCGGCGGUCAUCGAGGGGCUGACCAAUCUCAUCCUCGAGUUCGCUGUCGAGCGCAAGCUGCUCAGCGACACCACAAAUUAUCAUGGCGACGACGACGAUGAUGACGAUCACGACAGGCCCAAGAAGAGGCGGCGUGUGGAGUCUCAGAACAAAAGCGACGACGACGACGACGAAGCCCCAGAGGUCAGAAUUUCGGCCAGCCGGAUCCUCCUGCUCUACGUCCGGUGCCUCCACUGGGUCGAUGAUAGCGUUGACGGCGAGGGCGAUGCGCGAAGGGCGAGGGUGGCAAGGGCGUUGCGGGCGCUGGCGGAGCUGGUGUCGGCCGACCAGGUGGCGCGGUGCUUCGGCGGAAGGAGCACGAGCGAGCGCCAGGCGUGGGCCACCACGGUGGCCAAGUACGAUACCAACGAUAGUGAGCUGGUGCCCGCCAUUCUUGGCAAAUGA